CAGGUGGCCCUCUGCUCUCCUCCACAUGGCUUCAGCCUCUGCUGGCUGCUCUCCACAUUCCGAUCCCCCUUCAGAACCCAGGCGUCCUGGCCUCCAGCUGAAGGCAAUGCCUGUGGCUUCCCCAUCUCUGGCCUGUGACUCAGGCCUUCCAAGGACCCAGCCCUUUUCUCAGCACUAGCGGGGAGGGGGACGAGGUGGCUCUAGCGAAGUGCAAGCACAGAAAAGCGUUCAGCCAAAACACAUGAAAUUGAAGACACUGACCAAACGGAACUGCGCGCCUGUGCUCCCGGAUCCCUCAGUCUGACCCCCGCAGACAGCAGACACCGCAGGCGCUUCCCUCUGCAUUGAGGCCUCCCCACUGAAUCCAUGUUGGGCAUUCCCUGCCUUCUAGGGGUCCUGGCGGUCACCUUCUCCUUGGUUCCCGGGGCACAGCCCCUGGCCCCUGGGAACCUGGAGGAAGAGGAGGAAGAGGAGACAACCUCACCCUCCUUGCCCUGCGACUAUGACCGCUGCCGCCACCUUCAGGUUCCCUGCAAAGAGCUGCAGAGGACCAGCGCUCCUGCCUGCCUGUGCCCCGGGCUCUCCAGCCCGGCGCUGCCGCCGGAGCAGCCGCGCCUGGGGGAAGUGCGCCUAGUGGCCGAAGACAGCCUGGCGGUGGUGCACUGGUGUGCGCCUUCCUCCCCGGUUCACCAGUACUGGCUGCUGCUCUGGCCCGGCGGCGGGGCUCCCCAGAAGGGCCCGCCUCUCAACUCGACCUUCCGCAGAGCAGAACUGAAGGGACUGAAGCCUGGGGGCUCUUACGUCGUGUGUGUGGUGGCUGCUAACGGGGCUGGAGAGAGCAGUGUGCCGGGCCCGGGUGGCCUGGGCCUCGACGGCGCUGGCGGUCCUUCCUUCGGGCCCUGCGGAAGGUUCAGGGUGCCGCCCAGACCCAGGAGUCUGGUGCACGCGGCCGCGGGAGUAGGCACGGCCCUGGCGCUGCUGACUUGUUCAGCCCUGAUCUGGCAUUUCUGCCUGCGCGAUCGCUGGGGCUGCCCCCGCCGCCAGGCCCGAGCCACCCCCAGGCUCUGAUCUGACCCGUAUCCGGGAGAAAUGGCAGCCAACUGCCGCCCGGCGCUGCCGGGACUGACGCGCAAGGCCAGGCUGAUUCCAGGAUCCGGUUCCCUAACCCUUGCAGGUCCCAGACCUAGCACUGGGCUAGGAGCUGACGUUUAGGAGGGGGUAGAAAGUUGAGUUUUUCUUUUCUUUUCUUUUUAAGAUUUAUUUAUUUGUGUAUACAGAA
Condylura cristata (star-nosed mole) is the source of this 1279-nucleotide messenger RNA. RefSeq names its product LRRN4 C-terminal like (gene LRRN4CL). Lineage: Eukaryota; Metazoa; Chordata; Mammalia; Eulipotyphla; Talpidae. The transcript is spliced from 2 exons. Gene Ontology annotation, molecular function: protein binding. The record is from RefSeq and is a predicted model, not a curated record. The coding region runs from base 367 to 1068 and encodes 233 amino acids.